This is a messenger RNA of Strongylus vulgaris, 195 nucleotides long. The record is from the annotation of a GenBank genome assembly. Lineage: Eukaryota; Metazoa; Nematoda; Chromadorea; Rhabditida; Strongylidae.
AUGAAGCGCAUCUUUGGAACGGCAAAGAAGGAACCACCACCAGAUCUCAACAGCGCAAUCGCUAAUAUAGAAUCACGAGGUGAAAGCAUUGAAAAAAAGAUACAGAGGUUGGAUGGUGAAUUAGUGAAACUGCGAGACCAAAUGGCUAAGAUGCGGGAAGGGCCUAGCAAGAAUAUGGUCAAGCAGAAGGCUUUG